AUGACGAGUUUUUCUAUCUUUGCUUCCGAAUCCUUGUCCUCUUCGGAGCGCAGCUGUCAUGUGACAAAACAGGAGGGUUUAGGUUUAGUGCUAGUUUACAAUAUAAAGAUGUCCUACUACUCCAUAUUCGUCAUCCAAACAGUGGUGCACACUGACUAUGUUGCGCUAUUUUUUUCGCUUUCGAAACGAGUUAACCUUCCCCUCAUUUUGCGUCGGGCAGUAGAAAUACAUCGGUAUGAUCUUACCAUUAGUCAUCAUAUUACGCGUCCCAGUAACUCUUUGAGAGAAGUACUCAUCCGUCUAGGAGCAGAUGAAAGAGUAGUUUGCGCUGUGCAAGAGCACAACUGUCUACGGGGAACACGAGUGGAUCCGGGCUUCAGAGAAAGUAGGCCUCCUAAAUACGUCCGAGAAUUUUGUACCCUUGAUUUUGUCCGAUGGCGGCCAGCUGAACUCAUAAGUGAAGAUGCUUUGUUCUCUCCCGUAGCACCACAAGGCAAACAACACAAGAAUUUUCAUAAAAGUACAAUGGUGCUCUAG
Molecule: messenger RNA, 537 nt
Organism: Ostertagia ostertagi
Lineage: Eukaryota; Metazoa; Nematoda; Chromadorea; Rhabditida; Trichostrongylidae
Source: the annotation of a GenBank genome assembly